AUGGGUGCCAUAGACACUCUCUUGUCCCUGGCUAUUCCGGCGUUGGUCAUAACUCACCUGAUUGUCGCACCUCACACCAAAGUCGAAGAGUCAUUUAACAUACAGGCCGCACAUGACAUCUUGGUUUAUGGUAUACCUACCAAGGAUGUCAAUGCCAAACUCAUAUCUCAAUAUGAUCACUUCGACUUCCCAGGUGCAGUGCCACGGACUUUCCUGGGUCCAGUCCUACUGGCUGGAGUUUCGCAGCCAAUCGUUGCGCUCGUCGGCUUCGAGCAUGCGCAAUUCAUCGUGAGGGCAGUGCUAGGUCUUUUUAAUGCAUUCGCUCUGCUGGUGUUCAAGUGGAAAGUGGAGAGGGAGCUCGGGCGGCCAACUGCUCGGUGGUUUGCAAUAUUGCAGGCGAGCCAGUUUCAUGUCAUGUUCUACGCAUCGCGAACGUUGCCGAACAUGUUCGCAUUUGGCCUAACGACACUCGCGUACGCUCAGUUGGUCGGAGAACCCAAGAGACUUCGUGUGGGACGGCAAAAGUUGGCAAUCGCGCUUCUCGUGUCUGCGACCGCCAUCUUCAGAUCUGAGCUGGCUAUACUGCUCUGCACAACGACUGCUUACUUGUUCCUGGAAAGCGGCCUACCAGCCUUACAUAUACUCGAAUCGGGCCUUUUCUCGUUUGUAUUCUCGUUGCUUGCGUCGAUCCCUAUUGACACAUACUUCUGGCAGAAGGCGUGUUGGCCGGAGCUCUUUGGAUUUUAUUUCAAUGUCGUCCUUGCCGAAUCGUCGGCUUGGGGCGUCUCGCCGUGGCACUACUACUUCACCAACGCCCUCCCAAAGAUCAUCGGCAAUCCACUCGCAUUGGCAGCUUUGGUCCCACACUCGCUUUAUGCGCCAGCCACCAAAGGGCCAGCCCGUACACUUAUCUUGCCAACGAUCCUAUAUGUGGCCAUCUAUUCGAUACAGCCGCACAAGGAGGCGCGCUUCAUAUUCUAUGUUGUCCCACCACUGACAGCGGCAGCUGCUAUGGGAGCGAACUACAUCUUCACCCGACGCGCCAAGUCGAGCCUCUAUUAUAUUGCUUCCCUCGCACUCGUCGUGUCCGUGAUCGGCUCGUUUGCGAUCAGCACCGGGAUGCUACUUCUUUCGUCCUUGAACUAUCCGGGAGGAGAGGCACUUUCCGAGCUAAAGUGGUUGGUCACUUCUACGGCUUCAACUCCGGAUGUCCAGACGGUCAUGGUCCAUACAGACGUGCUCUCGUGUAUGACUGGCGUCACGCUCUUUGGUCAGCACUCAUACCCACCCAAUAGCCCCAAACCAAAUGUUGAUGCCGUCUCCUUCGUCUUUGACAAGAGUGAGAAGCCGUCAAUCCUGGAGAGCCCGGCAUUCUGGGGCAAGUUUGAUUACUUACUACUGGAAGAUCCAACCAAGGCUAUCGGCCCAUGGCACACGGUUGGUGUUGUCGAGGGGUUUGCCGGUGUGGAGAUCCUGAGGCCCGGCAUGACUGCGGAGGAUGACCUGGAGACCGGUCGAGUCCGGGUGCUGGGCCGUGGCGCUAUGGUAAAGAAGGUUCGCGACACUGUGAGGGGCCUGACGGGAGGAUGGUGGGUUGGGCCAAGGAUGGAACCCCGGGUAAGAAUACUCAAGAAACAGCGAGGACUCAUGCGGAAGGAAGUCAAAGAGUGA
Messenger RNA from Truncatella angustata, 1671 nucleotides. RefSeq names its product Alg9-like mannosyltransferase. Gene Ontology annotation, biological process: protein N-linked glycosylation. Lineage: Eukaryota; Fungi; Ascomycota; Sordariomycetes; Amphisphaeriales; Sporocadaceae. The record is from RefSeq and is a predicted model, not a curated record. The transcript is spliced from 2 exons. Gene Ontology annotation, molecular function: alpha-1,6-mannosyltransferase activity. Gene Ontology annotation, cellular component: endoplasmic reticulum membrane. Bases 1 to 1671 code for a protein of 556 amino acids.